ACUACAUUUAAACGAGAUGAGAUCCAUCUCCAACUUCUCCUCCAUUUCUGGGCCGCUUCCUCGAGGGCAUAGAGGUGGCAAGACUUCUAUCGAACGAGUAUAUUGGUUUAGGCUGUUGGAUUGUAGGUUUUCUAAAACCACUCAUCCAGGUCUGACUACAUUCAUGCCACCAUGUCGCUGCCCUCCUCAUGCGACGUCCUGGUAGCAGGCAGUGGAAAUGCUGGAUUCUCCGCAGCUGUUGCCGCUAGACAAGCCGGAGCCAAAAAUGUCAUUCUCAUCGACAAGUGCCCAGAAGAUUGGGCCGGUGGCAACUCGUAUUUCACCGCCGGCGCAUACCGAACGGUCCAUGGCGGGAAAGACGAUCUCCUUCCACUGGUCAACAACGUCGACGAAGCUGCCGCUGCCAAAAUCGACAUGGAGCCAUACACAAUCGAAGACUUCUCAGACGACAUGAAGAGAGUAUGCGCUGGGAGAUCCGAUCCCGCAUUGAGCAAGAUCUUGAUUGGGGAUUCUAUUUCGGCUGUCAAAUGGCUGAAGAGCAAUGGUAUCCGUUUCCAACUUUCUUUCAAUCGACAGGCAUAUGAGGUAGAUGGCCGAUUGAAAUUCUGGGGCGGACUAGCUUUGAAGACCGAGGAUGGUGGUAAAGGCCUAGUCGAGGACCACAAGGCCGCUGCUCGGAAGCAUGGUAUUUCGGUGUUUUACUCAACUCCCCUCCAACAUCUUCUUACAGAUCCCGCAAGUGGCGCCAUCACCGGCGUUACAGUGUUGGAGAACGGCAGAACGAAGGUCGAUAUAAAAGCGACAGCAGUCAUAUUGGCAGCUGGAGGCUUCGAGGCCAACCCCCGGAUGCGAACACAAUCUCUAGGACCUAGCUGGGAUCUCGCGAAAGUGCGUGGAACGCCCUUCAACACUGGAGACUGUCUCGAAAUGGCAAUGCGAGAUGUAUCAGCAAGGCAAGCGGGCAAUUGGUCAGGUUGUCAUUCGGUAGCUUGGGACGCAAAUGCACCUUCACAUGCCGGUGAUCGAGUGGCUUCGAACGAGUUUACCAAGUCUGGCUAUCCCCUUGGUUUGAUGUUCAAUCUCGCUGGUGAGCGCUUCGUCGACGAGGGUAUCGACCUUCGCAACUAUACAUAUGCAAAAUUCGGCCGAGCAAUCCUCGGUCAACCCGGUCAAAAGGCCUUUCAGAUAUGGGAUCAGCGGAUGAUUCCAUGGCUAAGGUCGGAAGAGUAUCGUGAGGAACGUGUCCGCCAGAUCAAGGCGGAUACUAUCCCCGAAAUGGCCGACAAGCUUGCAGAGUGUGGACUCCAGAAUAAGGAAGCAUUUAUUUCCAGCAUGGAAGCAUAUAACAAGGCUGUUUAUGCAUUUCAAAAAGAACAUCCAGGCAAGCAAUGGGACCCCGCCGUCCGGGAUGGCUGCUCUACCCAGUCUUCGACCAUGAAAUUGCCGCUAGGGAAAACGAACUGGGCAUUGCCACUAGACAAGGGUCCAUUCAUGGCUGUUGAAGUUACCUGUGGUAUCACAUUCACCUUCGGAGGGCUUUCCACUGUACCCGAGACAGCACAAGUCAUAUCUGAAUCUGGCAGAGAGAUUCCUGGCCUCUACUGCGUGGGGGAGAUGAUGGGUGGUCUCUUCUAUGAGAACUAUCCCGGUGGGAGUGGGUUGACUUCAGGGGCUGUUUUCGGAAGGAGGGCCGGUACGGCUGCCGCAAAGGCUCAAUCGAACAUGUUUUCUGCGGCAGCAGAUCGCGCAAAACUCUAGGCUGGCUCUGAACUGCUGCAUCGAGCUCUGGCCUCGUAUCGAGAAAACCGCAGGAUAAGGGAGGGUUGGAAAGACAAGUCUCCUUUGAUAUCGAUGUAAGUCCUUCAAUGGUCAUGCAGUCAGACCGAGCGAGGAGAGACAAAGAACAGGCUUGGUCGGGUCUCUCUGGAGCGCCUCUUUUUGACUCAGUCCGCAUAGCAGCCUGUUCCAUCAUGUACCACGCGUUGUUGGGACUACUAGCGAGGGCUUGCUUAGCGUGGCUUUUCCACCAUUGCAACUUCAGCCACGGGUAGCGGGUACGGGACGUGCCAAGCUCUGCCUC
Molecule: messenger RNA, 2080 nt
Organism: Exophiala viscosa
Lineage: Eukaryota; Fungi; Ascomycota; Eurotiomycetes; Chaetothyriales; Herpotrichiellaceae
Product: FAD binding domain-containing protein
Exons: 1
Coding region: 172-1758 (528 amino acids)
Source: RefSeq, a predicted model, not a curated record